CAUCAUCGACGCUGUGAACAGGCGCGUUGUUGAGUAAUAAGCGAGAGGGGGAGACAGACUCGAGUGGAGAGAACGGCCGCCAGUGCUGCUGAAGCUUCUCAGGGACUAUCAACAGGGAGUGCAACCGACGACAGAGCAAAGAGCUGGGGGUAUGAGAGCCGCCAGAAUCCGCUCCAAUCCUCUUCAGUCCAGGCCCCUGUCCGACUGACAACUAUCGGAUCAGAACCUCCACUGAACCAGCUCUCGGACGAACCCAAUAUCGGUGGUGACUCGCAACCAUGGAGCUGAGAGUGGGGAACAAGUACCGGCUCGGGCGAAAGAUAGGGAGUGGUUCCUUUGGCGACAUUUACCUCGGUGCCAACAUUGCCACUGGUGAGGAGGUAGCCAUCAAGCUGGAAUGUGUGAAGACCAAACACCCACAGUUGCACAUUGAAAGCAAGUUCUACAAGAUGAUGCAAGGAGGAGUGGGUAUUCCAUCAAUAAAAUGGUGUGGUGCAGAGGGAGACUACAACGUGAUGGUAAUGGAGCUGCUUGGUCCCAGUCUGGAGGACCUUUUUAACUUUUGCUCCCGGAAGUUCAGCCUAAAGACAGUCCUGCUCCUGGCAGACCAAAUGAUAAGUCGCAUUGAGUACAUCCACUCCAAGAAUUUCAUCCAUCGGGAUGUUAAGCCUGAUAACUUCCUAAUGGGGCUUGGCAAGAAGGGUAACCUGGUGUACAUCAUUGACUUUGGCCUGGCCAAAAAGUACCGCGAUGCCCGCACACACCAGCACAUCCCUUACAGGGAGAACAAAAACCUGACUGGCACAGCGCGCUACGCCUCCAUUAACACACAUCUUGGAAUUGAGCAGUCCAGACGCGACGACCUGGAGUCUCUCGGCUAUGUCCUCAUGUACUUCAACCUGGGCUCCCUCCCCUGGCAGGGCCUCAAGGCCGCUACCAAGAGACAGAAGUAUGAACGAAUCAGUGAGAAGAAAAUGUCCACACCCAUCGAGGUUCUUUGCAAAGGAUACCCUUCUGAGUUCUCCACAUACCUGAAUUUCUGCCGUUCGCUCCGCUUCGAUGACAAGCCAGACUACUCUUACCUACGACAGCUCUUCAGGAAUCUGUUCCACCGUCAGGGUUUCUCCUAUGAUUAUGUCUUUGACUGGAACAUGCUCAAAUUUGGUGCCAGUCGAACAGCUGAGGAUGGGGAUCGGGAGAGGAGGACGGGAGACGAGAGGGAUGAGCGUAUCGGAGGAGCCCCAAGGGGGUCUGCAUCGCGGGGCCUGCCCCCAGGCCCCAACCCUGCAGCUGCCAACAGAGUCAGGAACGGACCAGAGCAGGCCAUCUCUAACCCUGCCUCACGGGUUCAGCAGUCUGGGAACACGUCGCCUCGGGCCAUUUCUCGCGCAGAGAGGGAGAGGAAGGUGAGCAUGCGGCUCCACCGCGGGGCUCCUGCCAACGUAUCAUCCUCUGACCUCACAGCCCGUCAUGACCAAUCCAGAAUUUCCACAUCACAGGUCAGCGUGCCAUUUGAGCACAUGGGGAAGUAGAAAUAUUUGGCUCUGCAUGCACAUGAAACUGACAGGGCUGCAAGGUAUAUUCAUCGCUCCAAUUUAUUUUCCUUUUAUUCUUACCUUGUCUUAUGAAAAGAUGAUUGCCAAUGGACACAUGGAUCUUUGGAAAAGGACUGUAAAUCUUUAAAGGACCCUAAUUCUUCAAAGGAUCCAGAGAAGUACAUGGCAGUAUCCAAAAUGCACUCUUUAAUGAACCCUUUUUGCUGAACGGUGGACCACCACCGUCCCCACAAUACAAAAAGCAAAUGAGUGACAGUCCACUCCACCAUUUUUACUCCAUGGUUGCUCAUACCUGCUCCACUCAUCAAAAAAUGUCCCUCAUUACCUUCUGUCUGGGAAAUGUGAAGAUAUGUUCGCAUCGAAGAAGCAAAACGGUAUCAGGGACACACGCAUGUUUCUCGUCAUAGCUCAACUUAGUGAUUAAUAGUAGGCUUAGUAAAGAAUUUUUUUCAGUUCAACACCGCAACUUUUCAGUGUCAUCUUUUAUGAGGAUAUCUUAAAUUGGAGCUUGUUAUGAGUUUCCGUUCUUUGCUUUUUUUUGAGAGAAAUAACAGCUAAAAUAGGAAGGAAUGGGGAGAGGUAGGUGAGAGGCUAGUGGACAAAAAGGCGACUUUGGAAAGGAUAAGUACGUAAUGUUUUAGCUGUUGUAGAGUAAUGUUUCUGGUGAAGUAGCAGUUGGUGCUUGCUUGCCCUUCAUCCAUUUUCUGAUGAUUUGCUGUCCCUAAAAACUCACCAAAACUCCACCACCCCUUAUGUUGCCUGUUUGGACUUGCGUGUUUUCUUAGGUUUUAAUGUAAGGUGAAGAAUGACUAUAGAUGACACACUCCAAGUCUUGAGGGAUGGUCCUCAGGAAAUUCUCAGUGUAUUUGACCAGAGACCAUAGCUGCCCGUUUUGGCUAACAAAUAGUGGCUGCAAUUUUUAUGAUUGUUCUUAAUGGUAAAUUUUUAUUUUUAUUUUUUUGUUUUGUUAUUGGAGGUCAUAGGGGAGUGGGCAGGCUCUUUUAGUGAAGUCUCUUAGGGGGGGAUGGGACAUCAAUGAUUUUUUUUUUUUUUGGUUUACUUCACUGUAAAUAUUUUUUUAUUUCCAUGUAAAGCCAAAAUGUGGUUUUGUUUUA
Etheostoma spectabile (orangethroat darter) is the source of this 2671-nucleotide messenger RNA. Its product is annotated as casein kinase I. Gene Ontology annotation, biological process: protein phosphorylation. Lineage: Eukaryota; Metazoa; Chordata; Actinopteri; Perciformes; Percidae. The coding region runs from base 279 to 1532 and encodes 417 amino acids. Gene Ontology annotation, molecular function: ATP binding; protein kinase activity. The transcript is spliced from 11 exons. The record is from RefSeq and is a predicted model, not a curated record.